Molecule: messenger RNA, 570 nt
Organism: Sceloporus undulatus (fence lizard)
Lineage: Eukaryota; Metazoa; Chordata; Lepidosauria; Squamata; Phrynosomatidae
Product: P-selectin-like
Exons: 6
Coding region: 90-527 (145 amino acids)
Biological process (GO): heterophilic cell-cell adhesion; leukocyte tethering or rolling; response to cytokine
Cellular component (GO): external side of plasma membrane; membrane
Molecular function (GO): sialic acid binding; oligosaccharide binding
Source: RefSeq, a predicted model, not a curated record
CAUCCUCAUGGACACUUUGCAUACAAUUCUACAUGUGCCUUCUCUUGUAAUACGGGAUUUGGACAAGUGGAUUGGAGGUGCUUAAUUGUAUGGACCUGGGAGAGUGGACUGGAUCAGUACCAGUCUGUGAAGUCAAAAGGUGUCCUCUGCUGAGGGAUAUAGAGAAUAUGAGGAUGAAUUGCUCCAACCCCUUGGGCUUCUUCAGCUAUAGAUCAUCAUGUCGCUUCCACUGUGCCGAGGGCUACAUUCUCAAUGGAACAAGUACAGUUCAGUGCCAACCUAAUGGCCAAUGGUCAGCUGAGAUGCCUUUUUGUAAAGAAAGUGUGGCCCCCUUUUUCAAGCAAGUUCUCCUUUAUACUGGUGGUGCUGCAGCAUCGAUUGUUGCCCUUGCGCUCUCUGGGGGUCUGAUAGCUUUGGUGAUCAAGCAUCUCAGCAGACGAGGUGAAAGAAAGAAGCUCCUGAGCCAUACCAGCGAUCUAGGGGUACCUGGUGUGUUCUCUAAUGCAGCAUUUGAUUCUGGUUUGUAAGUUAUUUCUGACUUAUGGCGACUCUAAGGCAACCCCAUCAUGG